AUGAAACUGAUCGCUGCUUUGGCUUGUUUGGCCGUCGUCGCCUACGGCAAUGAAUGCGGAGACAAACUGGCCGAGAAGUUGAUUGCCAUCAAUGGGGAUUUUUUGAGCGCAGCGACUCUGAAAGACGUAGGUUGAGAAAAAGUCAUCAAAAUUUUGCCUGUUUGUAUCUUUAUUUCCAGUUGAUGCAACAAACAUUUGACCAGUACUACAAUCAAAAUAAGACCUUGAAAGAGAUUGCCGAUUACUACUACAAAAACUACAACAACCUGGACAGCUUGAGCUCGGACCAAAUUGAUCAGGUAGGGGUUAUUAAAACAACCAAAUUGAUGUUCGCCCUAUUCAUCCGUUCCAUUAUUAACACCUUUGCAGAUCACCAAUGUCAUCAACAAUAUCACCCAAUGCGUUGGAGGCCCCGACGCGUUUACCAAGCUUCACAAUCAAGUUCAAGAGACCGCUUUGGAUUUUGUCAAAGCUGAUCAAGCCCAGGUAAAAUUUGACAUUCAUCGUCUAUCUUUAGUCAAUUCAUUUAUAUCAUGUUAGAGUUUGUAGGUUGACAGCCUGAUCAAGCAGCAACGCGCAUCCAACGCUCCGGUAGAAGAUGUGGAAACCGCCGUUUGCCAGAAGACCUUUGAGUUGGUUACUUUGCAAAAGAAGAUUGAACUUGAGAACAAACUGUGGCCUUUGGUACCCGAAAAUUGCUUGGCUACGACUAAGGCAGCCGUCUCCACGGUAUUUAAGGUGCAUGCUGCAUAA
Bursaphelenchus xylophilus (pine wood nematode) is the source of this 753-nucleotide messenger RNA. The record is from the annotation of a GenBank genome assembly. Lineage: Eukaryota; Metazoa; Nematoda; Chromadorea; Rhabditida; Aphelenchoididae.